AUGGUGGUGGUUGAUUCGUCGGUGGUCCUCCAGCGGGUGGAUUUCUGGGUUGUUCUGCUCGCGGUGGUGGCGAGGACUUACUUUUGGAUGUUUUAUACGCCAUUUUCUUCUUGUCCAUGGUUGGAAUUUCAGUCUGUUUUGUGGUGGGUGCGGUGGUCGAAAUUGCAGGGGAAGAAGCCGAGUGGUAUCAAUCCCCACUCGGUGAAACGGGAUACGUGGGUUCAGAUUGAUUCAGUUUUUAAAAAACUGAACUUUCAAACAAAUACACUAGUGAUCGGUGAAAAUGGGCAUUUCGGUCCUACUUAUGCAAAAUUUUCUCUCGCUUUCUCCUUGGAGAAAUUUGCAAUCCAAAUACUAGCAGACCAAAAGAGCUUUUCGGGCAAAAGACAUAGUAGUGAUGCGUCCUUUGACUCCUUUUCUCGAAACAUCUCUUACAAACAAGUAAAGAUAUUAUGUCAUUUUUUGCAGUUCAGGCUAGCUUAUGUUGCUCCUGAGUCCAGAGUUGCUGGAUCUGGAGAUUUAGUCGAUGACCCUAAAUUGAUUGCUCGAAAUUAUUUCCGUGGAUGCUUUGCUGUUGAUUUCUUCAUUGUACUGCCCCUGCCACAGGCAAGUAGUCUCAUUUUAAUAAUUAUAUUAGUGGUCUUACCCGGUUCAAUUGGAGCAAAUUAUGCAAAAAAUCUUCUUCGAGCAGCAAUACUCAUACAGUAUAUUCCAAGGCUGUGGAGAUUCUUACCUUUAGUUACUGGUCCAUCUCCAACUGGCUUCAUCUUUGAAUCGGCAUGGGCAAAUUUUGUCAUCAAUCUUCUUACCUUUGUUUUGGCAAGCCAUGUAGUCGGCUCGUGUUGGUAUCUCUUUGGCCUGCAGAGGGUCAAUCAAUGUUUUCGAGACGCUUGUAGUAACAGCAAUAUUACGGACUGUACGGAAUUCAUCGACUGCGGACACGGAAAUGCUAACGAGAGAUUCACGGAUAGUAGAGGAGAUUGGGAUAUGUGGAAGAACAAUGAGAAUGCAAGUGCUGCUGUCAAUAUAACCACUCAUAGAAGUUUAGUUAAAAGAUACGUGUACUCGUUGUUUUGGGGGUUUCAGGUAUCUUUAUGCGACACCACCAUGUUAUAUCUAUAUUGA
This is a messenger RNA of Salvia splendens (bonfire salvia), 1125 nucleotides long. RefSeq names its product probable cyclic nucleotide-gated ion channel 20, chloroplastic. The record is from RefSeq and is a predicted model, not a curated record. Gene Ontology annotation, cellular component: membrane. NCBI's taxonomy places the organism in Eukaryota, Viridiplantae, Streptophyta, Magnoliopsida, Lamiales, Lamiaceae. Gene Ontology annotation, molecular function: monoatomic ion channel activity. The transcript is spliced from 4 exons. Bases 1 to 1125 code for a protein of 374 amino acids. Gene Ontology annotation, biological process: monoatomic ion transport; transmembrane transport.